AUGAGUUCCGAACAAAACGAACGCUCGUCUGCUGCGCCUCUGUGCGCGAACAACUGUGGAUUUUAUGGAAACCCUGCCAACAGAAACUUGUGCUCCAAGUGCUACGUCGAGUUCUUGAAGACGCAAGCUGCCUCUGCGACGCCCACAGCGCCGUCGAGCACCACUGCAACUCAAGGCUCUUCUUCAGGCCAACAGACUUCUUCUCUUCCGUUUUCUUCCUCGGCAGACAGUUCUGCCAGUGUCUCUGCCAGCUCCUGCGGCGUGUCGGCCUCUGCCUGCUUGCCUCCAGAGUCUCUCGCUGCCGGCGAUUCUUCGCGGCCAGCCAGCGGCGCCUCCGGUGUAUGUACACCUCAGGAGCCGGCAGGGUGUGACGGCGCGGCGCCAAGCGCCUCUUGCGCGUCUACAUCUUCCGUUGGCGUGUCUGGGGAGGGAAACGCGCAGAGCGCUGUCUCGGCUUCGCAGAAGAAAGAAGACGGAGUGAGCAGUGCGGAGCCGACUGCUACUUCACCAGAGGAAGCCACAGCACCGGCUGAUGAGAAACCCAAGCAGGUGAAGACAAACCGCUGCUGGCUAUGCAACAAGAAGGUCGGGCUGUUGGGUUUUCAGUGUCGGUGCGGCUACUUUUAUUGUGGCGAGCACCGGUAUGCAGACAAGCACGAUUGUCAGUUCGACUACAAGACUUUCGAGCGGGAACAACUGCGUAAGCACAACAACCGAGUCGUUGCUGACAAGCUGCAGAAGAUCUAG
Molecule: messenger RNA, 747 nt
Organism: Neospora caninum
Lineage: Eukaryota; Apicomplexa; Conoidasida; Eucoccidiorida; Sarcocystidae
Product: loc397781 protein, related
Exons: 3
Coding region: 1-747 (248 amino acids)
Molecular function (GO): zinc ion binding; DNA binding
Source: RefSeq, a predicted model, not a curated record